Messenger RNA from Thamnophis elegans (Western terrestrial garter snake), 1351 nucleotides. It is a transcript of the gene DDA1, whose product is annotated as DET1 and DDB1 associated 1. The transcript is spliced from 5 exons. The coding region runs from base 83 to 391 and encodes 102 amino acids. The record is from RefSeq and is a predicted model, not a curated record. Gene Ontology annotation, biological process: positive regulation of proteasomal ubiquitin-dependent protein catabolic process. NCBI's taxonomy places the organism in Eukaryota, Metazoa, Chordata, Lepidosauria, Squamata, Natricidae. Gene Ontology annotation, cellular component: Cul4-RING E3 ubiquitin ligase complex.
GUCGCCGAGCAGGGAACCCAGAAGGAGGAGGAGGAGGAGGAGGACGAUGAGAAGUUGGUGAGGAGGUGCCUGGUGGGGGAAAAUGGCUGACUUUCUGAAAGGAUUGCCAGUUUAUAACAAAAGCAACUUCAGCCGAUUCCAUGCAGAUUCUGUAUGCAAAGCAUCGAACAGAAGACCUUCAGUUUAUCUUCCGACACGGGAAUAUCCAUCAGAACAGAUAAUUGUCACAGAAAAGACAAAUAUACUCUUGCGUUACCUACAUCAGCAGUGGGACAAAAAGAAUGCAGCAAAGAAAAGAGAUCCCGAGCAAGUGGAAAUAGAAGGUGAAAACUCCGCCCCACCUCGCAAAAUUGCCCGGACAGACAGCCAAGAUAUGAACGAGGACACUUAAAAAUUCUCUCCAGUCUUCUGUGUUAAAAUUUACAGGCGCUUCCUGUGUGGGUUUUAUUUUUUUAUUUUUUUUCUGUGUGUCUUUCAGUGUGUACACAGGCACGCACAUGUACAUACACAGUCACGCACACUUCCGUCAGCCCUCUGCCUUCCCCAUCUCUUCCUCCUGCCCUCCAUCGUGCAGCCUAUACCAUUUCUGACUUUGUAGAAGCCAACGUAUUUAUUUUGGGGACGGGGAAGGAGAGGUUUCUUUUUCCAUUUUUUUUAUUAUUUAUGCGUGCGCUGUCUCUCUCUCUCUCUCUCAUGUUCAGAGCAAAUCAGAAAGUAAUGAUGUUUAAUCUGUGAUCAGUGCUUUUUUAAAAAAAAAUGAAAAGAAUUCCAUUUUGUGGCUACCCCUUCUUUUUGAGGAAUCAGCUGCUCUCUGAAGAGGGAGCUCCAUUCACGCUGAUGGCCCCCUCCGCAUUGUGUCCUCUGUUCAUAUUAUUGAGAAUUUCCAUCUCACAAUUACUGUACAACUACUGGUGUGUCCUGACUUAGCAUUGUUUCGAUAACAGGAGGAACUCGUAAGGGGAGGGGGCUGGGCGGAAGGCUUAUUUCUUACCCAUCCUCCUCCAGGCGUGUUGCUACCUGCAUACCAUGUUCUGUUUUCCAGCAACGGUGGUGGUGGUGGGGGAUCAGGUUGUUUGCGGUGGUCUCUCUUCAGCUGACGAUCUCUGGCUGAGAUCGUACCCAUUUUGCUGGCAAAUGUUGUGUUAUCAUGUUACCUCCUUUGGCCUGUCUCCUCCCCAUGAUCCUCUGGCUCCCCCCCUCAUCCUGGGAAACUCAUUAGCACAUCGGUUGGUCGUAGAUAGCAAGCAAAAAACCCACUUGGGCUUGCCCAGGAAUCUCUUUGGCACCACUCUUUGGAUGGACCAGUUCUGUGCAACUUUUCAAGUAGAAUAAAGCGGGAUAUUUCUCACCA